UCCAAUGUAUAUAUAUUUUUUUACCGCAAAGAAAUACUUUCUCUAAUAAUCCUAAAAUAAAAACCUAAAUAAAAUAAACCUAAGAACUGGCCCUAAAAACCCCAAAUUAGCUCCCCAAAUUUAUUCUCUAUCAGCUCUACCAAUGGGGUUCUUGAGUACUAUGUUUAAUUGCAAAAACAUGCACGAAGGGGUCUGCUUAGGGGUGCACAAAUAAACUCAAAAACCGCAGUGACCGCCUGCUCCGUCCUGCCCACUUUGGGCGGUUAUAAUUGAAACCGCUUUUCAACUGGCGGGUGGUUCCAAACCGUCUAACUAAGCGGGCGGGGCUGGAUUGAGUUUUUCAGGAAACAGUGGUUGAUAUUGAAAUGAAUGAGAAUGAGUUGGAGGAUAAUGCUCAAUCUAAUGAAGGAGAAGAUAUGCCAAUGGAAAUUAACGAAAAAACAACCAGUAUUCCGGCGAGGACAUCGGAGAUACCAGAUUUUGUGAAAGGCGUUGAGCGAGAGGCAAGGAGAUCGACGGAGCGACCCGGAGGGAGGCGAAGACGCCGGCGCGGCGGAGUCCCAGACGGAGUAAGAGACACGGCAGACGAAGACAUCAUUGACGGAGUUGUCGACGGUGGGCGACGAGGAGAGAGUCAAAAGACCAUAGACGCCGUCGACGGUGCCGAAGGAAGAGAGUUCAGAAAUGAGUUGAGGCAAUGGGGGAAGAGGUGCACUCGAGAAUGGAGACUUCACGCUGCCAUCGAAAAAUUCCUCGCCGGAACUUCAUCAGCACCGCCAUCAAAGAACAAGGGCGAUCUCCAUCGCAAGAAAGAAAAAGGGAAAUGUCAACUCUAGCUUAAAGUAUCGUUGGUGGGCAACAAAAUUGGUUGGGUAAUCGAAGAAUAUAUAUGGCUGUAAGGGUUUAUUGGUAGAAAGAUCAUAUAUGGGUUAAGAUGGGGAUCAAAGAUCAACGUGUUGUUUAGUUGGAAGAUUUAUAUCAUGAUUUGAAUCAUAAUUUAUGAUGUAACGACACUCUUACGAGACCGCCACCGUAGCUUACUUUUUAACUUGUACUUAUUGGGGUUUCUUAAA
Molecule: messenger RNA, 1073 nt
Organism: Morus notabilis
Lineage: Eukaryota; Viridiplantae; Streptophyta; Magnoliopsida; Rosales; Moraceae
Exons: 3
Coding region: 366-836 (156 amino acids)
Source: RefSeq, a predicted model, not a curated record